Molecule: messenger RNA, 5779 nt
Organism: Panthera uncia (snow leopard)
Lineage: Eukaryota; Metazoa; Chordata; Mammalia; Carnivora; Felidae
Gene: OVCH1
Product: ovochymase 1
Exons: 27
Coding region: 1-3828 (1275 amino acids)
Biological process (GO): proteolysis
Molecular function (GO): serine-type endopeptidase activity
Source: RefSeq, a predicted model, not a curated record
AUGGAUCCUACAGCUUUGGCCCAUUCCACUGAAGCUAAUGACACAACCAUCCGGAAAAGGGAUUCCAGAUCACCUGGAUCUGACGGUAGGGCCCUCUGCACACCUGUGAGCGGCGACCACCUCGAGGCCAGAAGGCGGGUAGCUGUGAAACGUGGGGCGGCCGCGCGUGGGUUGAGCGCGGGCCGAGACAGCUGUGAGCCGGCCGGCGCCGCAGGUGCGGCUCAUUGGCGCCCGCGCAGUAGUGAAGAGCGCGGCGGGCGCUCCGCGGGGCUCGCUGUUGUCGCCGCUUUCCGCAACUGCGGGGGAGGAAGCGGGGCGGAGUCCCGGCGCGUGGGGGCCAUGCGGACGCUGGCUGGGGCUGGUCUGCUGCUGUUGCUCGCCGUCGGCCUCCCCCAGAGCCUAGGUGCCCCGGGUGCGUGCCCACACACACCGGUGCUCUCACACACAGGGCUGAAGUGUGGGAUCCCUGCUGUUGAUGUCGAACGUAGGACAACUGUCUUGGAUUCUGGCUUCUUCUCUGGAAGUACUCGCUGGAGGGAUUCAGCAGUUGGUGGACAACCGUGGCAGGUCUCCCUAAAAUUAGGCGAGCACCGUUUCUGUGCAGGAAGCUUGAUCCAAGAUGAUCUGGUUGUUACAGCAGCACACUGCUUGGUUGGCCUCAAUGAGAACCAAAUGAAGAGUCUGACUGUGACUGGGGGGCACAACCUCUUUCCGGAGGGUAAACAAGAACAGAAGAUUCCUGUUUCAAAAAUGAUUAUCCAUCCUGAGUACAAUAGACUUGGAUAUAUGAGCUCUGAUAUUGCACUGCUGUAUUUAAAACACAAAGUCAAGUUUGGAACUGCUGUUCAGCCAAUCUGUCUUCCCCAUAAAGAUGAUAAAUUUGAAGCAGGGCUUCUUUGCAUGACCAGUGGAUGGUGCAAGAUUUCAGAGACAUCAGAGUAUUCAGAUGUCCUACAAGAAGUGGAGCUUCCCAUCAUGGACGACAGAACGUGUAAUUCUGUGCUGACGGGUAUGAAUUUUCCUCUCCUGGGGAGUACCAUGAUGUGUGCCAGUUUUCCUGAUGGGGAAAAGGAGGCCUGCCAGGGAGACUCUGGAAGUCCAUUUGUUUGUAGAAGAGGCAAUGGACUCUGGGUCCUUGCUGGGAUAACUUCCCAGGGAGCUGGUUGGACUAGAGGUUGGCCUUUAAGAAAUAACCAUAGAAGGGCAUCACCUGGCAUUUUCUCCAAGGUGUUUGAGUUGGUGGAUUUUAUCACUCAGAACACAUUCACAGAUUGUAGAUCUGAGAGAACAGUGUUAUUUGGAGAAAAUGGGAAGGUUCGUUACCACCAUUCCAAAGAAAGCAGCUGUUCUCAUAAUUGCUUAUGUAUGUGGAAAAUAAUGGUACCAGAAGAUAAAAUUAUCCUGAUAAAAUUUGCAAGCUUAGACAUACAAAAUCAAGUUGGUUGUGACCAUGGCUAUAUAUCUUUACAAUCAAGCAAUGGAGUGCUUAUUAGUAAGGUCUGUGGAGAUAAAUUGCCUUCACCAUUGCUGACUGAGACCAGUGAGGCCACAGUUACAUUUGUUUCUGAUCCAGAAAACAGUGGCAGCAGCUUUGAGCUUACAUUUACUGCUGUUCAGAAGAACUCAGAAGCUGGUUCAGGCUGUGGGAGUGUAGCUGUAUUGGUGGAAGAAGGGAUGAUUCACUCUGCCAGUUAUCCUGACUCGUAUCCCAUGAAUGUAAAGUGUCAUUGGUUCAUUCGUGCUCCAGAGAAACAUAUUAUAAAGUUGGAAUUUGAGGACUUUAUCACUGAAUUUAGCCCGAACUGUAUUUAUGAUGCUGUUGUGAUUUAUGGUGAUCCUGAAGAGGAGCACGAGUUAGCUAAACUUUGUGGGAUCUUAAACCCUACUCCAAUACUCAGUCCUCAUAAUAUGCUGGUGAUUCAUUUUAAAAGUGAUGGUGAAAAUAACUUCCGAGGCUUCAAGGCUAGUUUCACCUUUUUGCUCUCAGACUCUUCAAACCAAGUUGGAUCAACAUCACCUCCUCAAACCAAUCUUGUAUCUUCUGCAAAACUUAUUCCAUGUGGUGAGUUGAUGGUCAUAUACAACAACAACAACAACAACAACAACAAAAAUAACCCAUCCCAGUACAAUGUCAUUAAUGUCAUCCUCUCUGCUAUAGGUAUCUGUGGCAUCCCUCCAUUUAGUCUCCAAUGGCUUUCCAGAAGAACUGUAGUGGGGGAGGAAGCCUGUCCCCACUGUUGGCCAUGGCAGGUGGGUGUGAGGUUUCAAGGCAGUCACCAGUGUGGAGGUGCCAUCCUCAACCCAACCUGGAUUCUCACUGCAGCCCAUUGUGUGCAAUCGAAAAAUAAUCCACUCUUCUGGACCAUUGUUGCUGGGGACCAUGACAGAACCCUGAAGGAAUCAACUGAGCAGGUGAGAAGGGCCAAGCACGUUGUGGUGCAUGAAGACUUUGAUAGCCGGAGCUUCGACUCUGACAUCGCCCUAAUACAACUGAGCUCUCCUCUGGCGUUCAACUCUGUCGUGAGGCCGGUGUGUCUCCCAGAAAGCACGGAGCCACUCUUUUCCUCUGAGAUCUGUGCUGUGACUGGAUGGGGAAGCAUUAGUGAAGGUGGCGGCCUCGCAAGGCGCUUGCAGCAGAUUCAGGUGCUUGUGUUAGAAAGAGAGGUCUGUGGACACGCUUACCGCUCUCACCCAGGAGGGAUCACAGAGAGGAUGAUCUGUGCUGGCUUUGCAACCUCUGGAGGGAAGGAUUUCUGUCAGGGAGACUCUGGUGGGCCAUUAGUAUGUCGACAUGAAAAAGGUCCCUUUGUCCUAUAUGGUAUUGUCAGCUGGGGAGCUGGCUGUGCCCAAACAAGGAAACCAGAUGUAUUUGCCAGGGUGAGUGUCUUCUUGGACUGGAUCCAAUCCAAAAUCAAAGGUCCUGCUUCACUUCAGAUAAAUAAUGAAAGAAAAACCUUAACAAGACAACAGUUGCCACCACCCACACCUUCAAUAGACAAUGAGUCUGGACCAGGUUGUUAUUCUGAAGUGGAGCUAGAAGAGCCCAGAGGCUUUUUUUCAACUCCAAGAUAUCCACUGGAUUAUAGAGGAAAACUGGAAUGUUCCUGGGUGCUCAGAAUUUCACCAAGCAGUAUGGCAAAAAUGACGGUUGAAUAUCUGUCACUCCCUGGGUCUCCAAUGUGUCCAGAUUCAGUUAUGACUAUUUAUGAAGAAAGCCACAGUGAGAGAAGGGUGUCAGGUGAAUUAUGUGGAAGAGGGCUUUACCCGAUGAUUUUCAUGAGCUCUGGACCACUGGUGAGGGUGACAUUUCGUUCCCUUGUGCAAGGUGCUUUGGGCAUAAGUUAUAUUGUCUUUAGAGUCCAAGGUCCAAAGGGCAGUAAAACUCCCAAACUUCUCCAAAGUUCAAACCAAGACCAUGUGGCCACUUAUGAGGAUGUUAUUCUGACUGAACCAGGAGGAAUCAUACAGAUCCCAAGAUACUCUCACAGAACCACUAUGAGUUGCCAUUGGAAGUUAUUAGCCCCUUUAGAUCACAUCAUUCGCCUUGAUAUUAUCAACUUCCAGAUGAAGUCGACACCCUUGGCCUGUCAGGGUCAUAUAUGGGUUUAUGAAGGAUUUGGAUCAGGCAAAAAAUUAAUAGGAAAAUUAUGUGCAGGAAAUUCACCUUCAUUAAAAUCUCGUGGUCCUCUAAUGAUGUUGAUUUUCACAUACAAUGUCAGUUUGGCGUUGGAAGAAUUUUCUUUGAGAUAUUCUUUUCAUAUUUCUGGUAAGUCUAUUGCUUUCAUAUAUGUUUAUGAAUAUAUUUUUGUUUGUUUUGUGCUUUAUUAGGAAAAAUCUGUCAUUAAAUAAACAGAUUGAAUUCUCUAUUAGUCAGCUUUGGGGGAGAAGAAAAGACAGUGUUUGAAGUAUGACUUCUGCAAUUUGUGGAGGCCUCCAGCUAAACCUCUAUAAAGUAUAAUAUCAAUCAGAUUUAUCAUUUUUUUUCUUAUAGCAUCUAAGAAUUUUGUCUAUUUUUCUGGAUAUUUAGGUGAUUAUAAAAAUAUAGUAGGAAACUUUUUCCUUAGCAUUAAAGUUUCAGAAAGUUUUUCUCUUUUGAAAUUAAUUUCCUUAAUGUGCUAAUAUCAAGAGCAAUUUGUUGUUUUUCAUUUUUUUGGUGGAUAGUUCAUUUAUAUUGGUUGCAGUCAGAUUAUUUAAAAAUAUGCUUUGGCCUACAUUCCCAUGGUUUGGGUGAAGACACCGAUAACAUUAUGAAAAAUCAGAACUAUUAAUCUAGAACUAUUGCAAAUCAUAGAAAUUGGGUAUCAUGGAGAAAACAUUUGCAACUUGGAAGUUAUUAGAAUUGCUUCCAUCCUUAAGAUUAAUCAAUUUAGGCGCACCUGGGUGGCUGAGUCAGUUAAACAUCUGACUCUUGAUUUUGGCUCAGGUCAUGAUCUCACAGUUCAUGAGACUGAGCCCUGCGUGGGGCUCCACACUCAGUGUGGAGCCUGCUUGGGACUCUCUGUCUCCAUUCUCUCUCUGCCCCUCCGCCUCUUCUCUUUCUCUCUAAAAUAAAUAAACUUUUAAUAAGAGAUUAAUCAAUUUAUACUCAUUAAAAAAUGUAAUUGGAAUACAAUUGGAGACACAUUCCUACUAAAAGUAUAUAAUUUAGUCUGGUAACAGUCUCUGCCCUAGUAGAGUUUAUAGUCUAGUGGAGGAGAUAGUCAGUAAUCAAAUAAUCAUACAGUAUAGAGUGAAGAAAGAACUGUACUGUUUUGAAGGAAAAAUAUAUGCAAAAAUAAUAUACAAUGGAGGGAUCUUGUUUAGUUUGGUAAAGGAUGGUAAUAGAAUUGUAGGAAAACUUAAGGUUUGUUUGUUCUCUUAUCACAAAGGCCAUAAAAUUUAUUUCUACUUACUGUCUCCUCUUUUGCUCUCUCAUUUUUUUUCUUAAAUCCAUUCCCAUAGGGCUUUCUUUGUUACCAUUCCACAGGCAUUGGACUUACCAAAGUUACUAAUGACAUCCCCACGUCCAGAUCCAACAGUUCCUUCUCAGCCCCAACAGCAUUUGGCCCAGAUAAGCUCACCUUCCUUUUGGAAUCUAUUUGUCUUGGCCUGAAGGAAACCACUCUCUGGCUGUUGUCUUACCUCACUGGUCUCCUUCAGCGUCUCUUGGCUGGUUGCUCUUUGUUUUCUCUACCACUAAAGGUAGAGGUGUCCCUGGACCCAGUCUUGGACUCUCAUUUCUUCUUUACCUGUACUCACUCCUUAGUGACCUCACCCAAUUCCUAGAUUUCAAUACCAUCAGUACACAAAUAACUCCCAAAUGCAGUGCCAAAUUCUUUUUUAUUUUUGACCUCCAGCACUGUAUCACCAAUCACCUCCCUCUCCACUUGGAUAUCUAACAAGCAUUUCAAAUUUAAUGUGACCAAAAUUGAACUCUGAAUUUCUUACCCUGACUCCAGAUUCCUUCCUUCACCAAUAUUUCCCAUCUCAGUGGAUGACAACUCCCAUUUAUUAAUUAAUUGUUCGAUCUAAGGAUAUUGGUCAUUCUUGACUUAUCUUCUCAUAUCCCAUAUUGUGUAUAGUUAAUCUGUGAGCUUUCCAGCAAGUAGUUCUGAGCAGUUCUACCGUAGCAUCCUGAUACAAGUCUUUGUUUAGUCUGUUUUACUCAUAACAGCUAGAAUGACUAUUUUAAAAUGAAUAAUUCAGAUUUUCAUGUUACUCCUCUGCUUAUAAUCCUCCAAUGUUUUCCCAGCUCAUUCAAAGUCCUUAGAGUGGUCUACAAGAUGCUAUAUAAUUUGGA